Vicia faba (fava bean) is the source of this 1326-nucleotide messenger RNA. Lineage: Eukaryota; Viridiplantae; Streptophyta; Magnoliopsida; Fabales; Fabaceae. The record is from the annotation of a GenBank genome assembly.
AUGCCACGCGCCACUACUCUGGAGUGCCCUGGUUGCCCUCCCCUCCGUGCUUUAACCUUCGACACACUCGGUCUUAUCAAAGUUCUCGAAUCCCGUGAAAAUCAAGGAGGUCUCAAGGUCGUAGAGCGAUGGGGUGAACCUGAUGCUUCCAAGUCUGUUAACGCUGUUUCAAUUAUUGACCGCAGUUCCAACCCGUUAUUAGCUGUAGCGAGGAAAAAUGGCCAGAUUGAGGUUUUGAGUCCUGUCACUGGAGUUUCUCAAGCUACAAUUUCAAAGGCCGGUGAUUUAGAUCUUCAAUCUGAAGAGAAUAAUCUUAUUGGUUUGCAUCUAUUUGGAAAACAAAAUACUGAGAUCGAUUCCAGGGCUUAUAAUUUACUUACAUGCACGAGCAAAGGGAAUGCAAGCAUAAGGUCUAUUGAAGUUCCUGAUUCAGAGACAGAAUCUUCCAGCACUAAUUCUUCCAAAACUUGGAAUGUAUGCAACAGUGGUAAUGUUUUGUGUUGCAAGGUGGACGGAAAUGAGAAGUUUGCGUUAUUUGGAGGGAAGGGAGUUGAAGUCAAUAUUUGGGAUCUUGAUAACUACACAAAGAUCUGGAAUGCGAAAUCUCCUCCUAAAAACAGCCUUGGUAUAUUUACACCUACCUGGUUCACAUCUGUUUCAUAUCUAAGUAAAGAUGACCAUCGGAAAUUUGUUGCUGGCACCAAUAACCAUCAGGUUCGCCUAUAUGACAUAUCUGCUCAGAGGAGGCCUGUUCUCUCUAUUGAUUUUCGCGAGACACCAAUUAAAGCACUGGCUGAGGAUAUAGAUGGUAACACAAUCUAUUUAGGGAAUGGGUUUGGUGACAUGGCUUCUGUUGAUAUACGUACAGGGAAAAUGCUAGGAUGUUUUACCGGAAAAUGCUCUGGAAGCAUCAAAUCCAUUGUCAGGCACCCGGAGCUACCCGUGGUAGCUUCAUGUGGACUGGACGGCUAUUUACGACUUUGGGAUACAAAGACAAGGCAGCUUCUUUCUUCGGUUUUCCUUAAGCAGCAUAUACUGCAUGUUGUUUUUGACUCAAAUUUCAUUGUUGAAGAUAUUCCUAAAGAAGCGGAUUCGCUACCAAGCAAAGAACAACCUGUGAAAGAGAUCACAGAUGACGAGGAAAUUGGAGCAACACCUUUGAAAAGAAAAAAAUCUUCUAGAAAUAAAGAAAGUGUGAUAGCUGGUAGUGAAAAAAAGAAAAGAGCUAAGGAUAGUGAAGAACACAAAAAAUCCAAAGGAAGCAAGUCGGCAUCCAAGAAAACAAAUAAGCGUUCAAAAAACGAAAUUCAAGAUGACGGGUUGUGA